AUGUCCUUGCUCUUGUGCCGUCGCCAACGCGGCAAGGGGAUAACAUGUGACGACUGGAAAAUGGGCGGCAACGUUCCUGAUUGGGCUGCACAACAAUCCGGUUGGUUUCCUGUGAUCAACACGACUAGCAUAGAGAUGCUUGCGCGCUACGCAUCCAACCGGCCGCAGUCGCCGCAGUGGGAUAAAGGACAUGACCUGAUCGACGCGCUGGAUAGAGUGGAGCGCCUUAGUAAGGACUCGUUGUUAUCCUGGAAUGGUAUCCUCUAUGCAGCGCUGACAGGAUUCUGGCGUACUUACCGGAUACCGCUGGCUGUGCGUGUUGGUGAACUUGUGGAAAAUCGGAGAGACUCGCUGCUGACCUCGUCUGAGGUUCUAGAGAUGAGCGAAUACUUGUAUUUACAGGGAAUGGGCUCAUCCUAUGUUCCAUGGAUGAAUGGGACGGACCACAAGAAUUAG
Molecule: messenger RNA, 456 nt
Organism: Microdochium trichocladiopsis
Lineage: Eukaryota; Fungi; Ascomycota; Sordariomycetes; Xylariales; Microdochiaceae
Exons: 3
Coding region: 1-456 (151 amino acids)
Source: RefSeq, a predicted model, not a curated record